UACAGUCAGUCAGUUGUCAGUUGAGAUUUUCCAAACGUGACUUCAUGUAACAUUAGCAGCACACGAGAACAUACGGGUAUUAAUUACGAGAUUGUUGAGUUUUAAAAUUUGACGCAUCUUCCCACGGGUGGAAGUGGAUCCAUUAUCGUUUAUUGUGUUCAGAGCUUGAUUUGGUUCAUCACCGUUUAUUUAAAAAAAAAUAAUAUUUCAAUACUCGUUUAAAUUAUGAUUUAUUAUUGCCCCACUGUUAAUGUCGUUUUUAUUUUAUCGGCAGUUUUGUGUUUGGUUCUUCCAUGUAUGCGGAUUACAUCAUUUUAUACGUGCUGUCGAACACGAUGAAUUUGUGUUUUUUAAAACAUGGGGCAUAACUCACUCACGCCAGGGCAAACAUUAACCAUUUUCAACAGAAGCUAAAAAAAAAUAAUUAAAAAAAUUAAUGAUUAAAUUCGAUCAAGUAUUUAUCGUGACGACUCAAUAGACAGUUUAUGAAACCACAAGAAGUCAUCAGCGCGCCACCACCAUGUCUAACAGAAGCUACUCAUUCGAAGCCAAACACAUGGAUGGGAAGUCAGAGGGACACCAACAAGACAAAGACAUUCCCUUGGAAGAUGACUCAACUCCUACAGUACGAUGAAUUGUAUCACUUUAUAUCCUUAUACAUAUACAGCCAGUAAAGCUUGUGACAUGAAGUGUAUAUUAGUUGUCUUGUCUUAAUGUUAAUGUAGAGAUAAAAGCAAAUUGCUAUAAAAAUAUUUCAAAAUGUUAAAAAUACCUUUCACUCUUCUUAUUCAGAACGGAUGGACCUUCAAGUAUAUCCUGAUUAUGUUUAGUGCCUACCUCACCAUCCCAGGGAUCUCCUAUACGAUAUCUUCACUAAAUGCACCUACAGAUGUAAGUAACUCUACCAUUAAAGUAAAAUUUAAAAAAAAAAAACAUUUAAACAAUCUUAUUAUUAUUAUUCACUCUUUAUUUCACAAAUGUCAGAGUAAAAUAAUUAAAAAAAUAUUUGAACAACAUUAUUAUUAUUAUUAUUAUUAUUCACUCUCUAUUUCACAAAUGUCAAAGUAAAAUAAUUUUAAAAAUAUUUGAACAAUAUUAUUAUUAUUAUUAUUCACUCUUUAUUUCACAAAUGUCAAAUUAAAAUAAAUUUAAAAAAAUCUUUGAACAAUAUUAUUAUUAUUAUUCACUCUUUAUUUCACAAAUGUCAAAUUAAAAUAAAUUUUUAAAAAAUCUUUGAACAAUAUUAUUAUUAUUAUUACUAUUAUUAUUAUUCACCCUUUAUUUCACAAAUGUUUUGCGAACAAUUAUGAGCCCGUUUCAUCAAUCAUCCCAGGAAGCCUAAAGCGCUUCUAAAAUUUCGUUUAAUUUUGGAGGAGCUAUCUACCCACGGUCGUUUCGUCAUUAUUUGCACACAAAAAAAUGUUAAUUAAACACAUAAUGAAAAUUUGAUGGUCACCUGAUGUAAAACUAGAAUCUACAUGUUACAUAAAUUAAUUUAGGAUGAUAUUUAAUCAUAUAAUUCAUGAUUAAUCAGAGUAAAUUGGGAGUAUUAUGGGCCUUGCCAUUUAUCAUGGAAAGGGAGAACUCGUGAUUUCGUUUGGUUCUGAAUAAAUUUAAAAAAAAAAAGAAAAGCUCACCAAUGUCAAUAAUUUAUGUGUUUAAAAAGAAAAUCCUUUAUAUUAACUUCGCUUUUUGUUUAUGUGUUUCUUUCUUUCUGGCUGAGUGUGCGGCAAAAUUUUCGGAGGGCUAAUUGACGCACUUCCCGUCUACCUAUCGAGCUGAAACUUGGCACAUAGACUCAUUGCAGAUAACAACACAUUCUAUCAAAUUUUCAGCCCCACCCCCCGGUCUUCAAAAAUCCGUUGUUGUUUUUUUCUGUUUUCCAAGGGAAAAGAUGAAAGAAAUAUUAUGUCAUCGAUUUCACAAAAUAGAAUUCCCGAUUCUGCGCUAAAUGAGAUUCUUUAAAAAAAAUAUCGCAAGUGCGUUUAGUGCGUAAUAUUUUCUUUUGUUUUUAUGAAAUAGUUGGUGAAAUAAAUCUGCGGUUGAAAAGCGAGUGGGUCUUUAGAAUAUUAAAAUAAAAUAACAACAAAUUUUGUAAAGUGUUUAUACGAAAAAACUUCGUUUUAAGGGCUGUUUAAUUUUUAUUUUAUUUUGACCGUUGUUGUGUAUUACUCUAGGACAGGCCCGCACAACUCAAAAUUUAAGGCGGGCUGUAAUACUUUAUGAAAAACUUGUGCGGGCCGUAAGAAAACAGGAUUCUUUUUUUUUUUUUUUUGGGGGGGGGGGUGGGUGGGGAAGCUACUAAGAGAAUAAUAAUAAUAAAGAAUAUUUCGUUACUUCGCGGGCCUCAAAGAAGGCGGGCCGUAUGCCGCCCGCGGGCCGUAUGUUGUGCAGGCCUGCUCUAGGGGUAUGCCGAUGACAUUCUCUCUAAUACGCUGAUCACAUUAGCACAGAGUCCUCUAAUAUUUAUUAUAAUAUUUUAUUACAAAAUACUUCACUCAAAACGAACGAACGUUGUUCAAUGAGCAAUGGAAGUUUGGCCAAAACAAUUUGCCAAAUAAGUUCUUUCAUUAAAGGCUAUUUUUCUUCACUCUCUGACUCGUUCUAUCCCUGCUCUGCCAACGUUUAUCCCCCUUUGUUCACACACAACAUUCUCUCAUCAUGCACAGCUCAUCAAAGAGUUCAUGAAUCAAACUCAAUAUGAACGCGACGGGACGUGGAUGGACCAAGACAAAGUCGACUCUUUAUUUGGCCUGUUGGUGGCAUUAAUCGGACUAGGGUCAGCUGCUGGGUCAAUGACAGCCAGCCAGUUAGCGGACUGUAUUGGCAGGUGAGCAGUGAUUAUAGUUAAGAUCAUAUUGUUUUCUACGCCAUGUGUUUGAGUACAUUUAAAGUAUUUGGACAGCUUUGAUGUGUUCUUGUCUAAAGCUGUUCCAGUAAUGUCACAGCAUUGAUGGGUACUUUAGGAUCUAAAACUUUAGAGUAAUUUCUGUAAAGGAUUCAAUUAUUCCACUUUCUGUUAUAUUUCUUACAAGACUUCUUUCUACGCACAUUUCCAUCUCGUGGGGCGCAGUCUCGUGUGUCUAGCGUAAUCUGUUUGUUUAGACAAGUGACAUGUUAAAAAGUUGCCGUGCCAUGUUCAUGUGCCAUGUUCAUGUGCCAUGUUCAUGUGCCAUGUUCAUGUGCCAUGUUCAUGUGCCAUGUUCAUGUGCCAUGUUCAUGUGUCAUGUUCAUGUGCCAUGUUCAUGUGCCAUGUUCAUGUGCCAUGUUCAUGUGCCAUGUUCAUGUGCCAUGUUCAUGUGCCAUGUUCAUCUGGGUCGACCAUAUCGCUUAAAUUUUCUUGGUAUAUGCGUCUGCUUCUCGGUUAAGUGAAUGGGUGGCUGGGUUAGCUCAGUUCUACUUUUUAGUUUUAUGCAUAGGUAAAGAGGUAAGUUACUUUAACUGGGAUUUUGUAAACAAUGGAUGCUGAAAAAGUAAAUAAUUCUACUUGUGUCGCUAAUUUAAAGAUUACAAUUCUAAUAAUAAAAGAUGGAGAAAAAAACCCCAACUAAAUUAUUAAAAAAAUUGACUCUCUAUCAAAGACGAGUUAAAAUGCAUUAUAAAGUAAAACAUGAUUUAAAAUUUAUUAAAAUGCGUUACACAAAAAUUUCUGUUCAGCAAAUAAUUCAAAAAUUAAUUUAAAAAAACAAACAACAUAAUUAACUUUCUUCUACAUUCAUUUCAAAUCAUUUGGCUACAUAUAGAGUGCUCAGCUACACUCAUGCACAGUCUUCCUUUGACUACCUAGAUCGCUCAUCUACACUCAUGCACAGUCUUCCUUUGACUACAUAGAUUGCUCGUAUACACUCAUGCACAGUCUUCCUUUGACUACAUAGAUUGCUCAUAUACACUCAUGCACAGUCUUUCUUUGACUACCUAGAGUGUUCAUCUACACUCAUGCACAGUCUUCGUUUGACUACCUAGAUCGCUCAUCUACACUCAUGCACAGUCUUCCUUUGACUACCUAGAGUGCUCUUCUACACUCAUGCACAGUCGUCCUUUGAAUAUCUAGAUUGCUCAUUUACACUCAUGCACAGUCUUCCUUUGACUACUUAGAUCGCUCAUUUACACUCAUGCACAGUCUUCCUUUGACUACCUGGAUCGCUCAUCUACACUCAUGCACAGUCGUCCUUUGCAUAAUACAUUUAAGAAAUUUUAGCAUUCGCUCAUUAAUUGUACAAUUCUUUGCAUUGGUACGCCAUUUUUUUCUAACAUCCUUAGCGAUGAGAUUAAAAUCCUAUUCACUGUAAACAAAUUCUUCAAAUUCUUGAACAGAAGUAGAGAUAUAACAACAGAUGGUAAGAUGUCGCUAAGUUCAAUAAGUGAUUUGUUCCCAUUCCACAGAGGCUAAUGGCACCUAAAUAUUAAAAAAAGACAAUGAAACAAGCGCGAUAAAAGCUAUUGAUGUGAACUAUUCAACUUCAAGUCAGAGGAGAUUAAAAAACAAAAAAUCACGAUCCAAGCAAUGCUAGCUGAGAUAAGCUUUCUAAAUAUAGCAGCACGGAGAUUGACAAAUGUUCUAACAUAUGAACUCAAAGGUGGUACUGUGUAACCGAUAAUUACCGAACCCAUCGCGUUCCUCGUAUGUCUUCGCGCGUUCUUCUGAUAAAUCGUGUUUUCUAAGUGUCGCCAAGAAACAAAUAAUAAUCACGACGGCUUCGACAAUUUUUGAAUCUGUCUGAAUUGUGGGACAUGUGAUAAUUAUUUAAAAAAUAAAAUAAACCCAAACCCAAACCCAAAACAUGUGGAAUUAUUUGGAGUAAACAUCAGGAGUAACAAGGGAUUAUGGUCAAGGGAUUAGGUUCAAGGGAUUAUGGUCAAGGGAUUAUGGUCAAGGGAUUAUGGUCAAGGGAUUAUGGUCAAGGGAUUAUGGUCAAGGGAUUAUGGUCUCAACAAGAAGAAGGAAGAAAAAGAAGAAGAUGUGUAUGCUCCUUAAAAUAGUUAACGCAUUUAUUAGGGUUAAUCUGUUGAUUGGGCAUAAAUAUAUAUACCUUAGCGUCCGCCAAACACUUUAAAGGGAUUGGUUUGCGUUGAAAAAAGGAUGCAGGGCUUCAAUAAUAGUGGAUGGUUGCAUAAGUCAUAUGUGCAUCUGAUCCCAGUAAAUCGGAUGCUAGGAGUUAACUCAAAAAGAUUUCAUUUAAGACUACGUCUAAUCAUUUCCCAACAGUAAUGCAAAAUUAUUGAGAUGUUUCUGUAUAUUUUUUUUUUUUUGGAACCUGCACCUUUAUUUCCAAAGACUGAUUUGUCCAAGGACAAAAAAAUAUAUAUAUUUAUUUUUAAAAUAUAUUUGAUUGGAUUCAAUGUAAUGAGAACUUCUCGUUCGUACACCAGAAAACAUGCGAUUCUCGUGGCCUCAUUGUCCGGAAUAGUCGGAGUUGUCUUGAUGGCUCUUUGUCGAGUUACGAAGUCUUACGAGAUCUUGUUGGUGGGCAGAGUGAUUACUGGAGUUACGUUAGGUGGGUACUUGUAAUCGUGUCGGAGUGCAGGUUGUUUACUGGAAUUACAAUAGGCAGGUACUUGUAAUCUUGUUGGCGGGCGGGUUGAUUAUUGGGGCUACAUUUGGCAGGUACUUGUAAUUGUGUUGGUGGGCAGAGUGAUUACUCGAGUUACAUUAGGCAGGUACUUGUAAUCGUAUUGGUGGGCAGAGUGAUUUCUCGUGUUACAUUAGGUAGGUUCUUGUAAUCGUAUUGGUGGGCAGAGUGAUUUCUCGUGUUACAUUAGGUAGGUUCUUGUAAUCGUAUUGGUGGGCAGAGUGAUUUCUCGUGUUACAUUAGGUAGGUUCUUGUAAUCGUAUUGGUGGGCAGAGUGAUUUCUCGUGUUACAUUAGGUAGGUUCUUGUAAUCGUAUUGGUGGGCAGAGUGAUUUCUCGUGUUACAUUAGGCAGGUUCUUGUAAUCGUAUUGGUGGGCAGAGUGAUUUCUCGUGUUACAUUACGUAGGUUUUUGUGAUCGUAUUGGUGGGCAGAGUGAUUACUGGAGUUACAUUAGGUAAGGUGGUGGAUCGUGUGUUGUUUUUUUUGAGUUAUAUUUAAAAGGAUUACCACACCACAUCUGGUUUACUGUGUAGCAUGAAAUAAAUCUCACUGGCGACCCAAAAAUUGUUGAACGGAAUAUCUUGAUGACUCAUGAUGUCUCCCUUCUCAAAACACUUAGUACAGCAACUGACAUUUCCCAUUUUAAACUUCCAUCUAAUUUGAGCCAUGUGUUAAAAAAAAACACAAAAAAACAAAAACAAACCAGUCUUAUUUGUUCGUCUCUGUGCGCCGUUGUUCCAUCUAGGAUGGGGUUACACCAUCGCACCGGCCUACGCCGUGGAGAUGUCUCAGCCAUCCAUGAGAGGAAGCGUGGCGCUCAUCAACCAGUUGUUUCAGAGCUUCUCAUUCGUCAUCGCCCAGGUGAUGGGCUACAUGGAGUUGCUAGGCAACGACGAACACUGGCAUCUGCUUUUGGGUGAGUAGCCACCGAGUGUUGAAAUCAGUCUUUACAGAGCAGAAAAGAACCUAAACAUAUUAAUAAUUUCAGAAAACUUAUUAAGGUAUAGUUGACGAGGCAUCAUCUGAUUUUGCCUGGAGAGGAAAAUAAUUGUAUAGAAAAAGCAUUAGGAUCAAAGAAUACCCCCCCCCCCCCAACCUUUUUUUUGUACACACACACAAACUCUUCCUAAGAAUUAGUUAUACAUUCUUUUUACACAUGUGCUCUUUCCUCACAGGAUUUCCGGUUAUUUUCUUUGGCCUACAACUGAUCAUUUUCCCAUUCUGCCCGGAAAGCCCAAGGUACCUGUUAAUGAAGAAAAAUGAUAUCGCCGGAGCCACUAAAGGUAAUCGAAUUCAAAAUAAAAGAAAAUUAUGAUAUCGCUAGAGCCACUAAAGGUCAUCGAAUUUAUAAUAACGAAAAUUUUUAUAUCGCUGGAGCCACUAAAGGUAAUCGAAUUUAAAACAAAAAGAUAUCGCUAGAGACAAUGAAGGUAAUCGAAUAUUAAAUAAAGACGAUUUCGAUAUCGCUGGAGCCACUAAAGGUAAUCGAAUUUAAAAUAAUUUUGAUAUCGCUGGAGCCAACUGUGUUUACGCUUGAUGUUAUUAGUUAUUUAGUGAAAUACGUCAUACAGACAUAUAUGCAGCUGGGUGGUUGCUUUGAUCAACCGCUGACAACAACCCCCCCCCCUUUUCCUUUUCAAAUAGCCUACUCUGGCGUGGUGAAGGGGGCUUAUAAUACACCCUCCUUUCGAAGUGAUAUCCUCGACGUGGGGGAGGGGGCUCACAGUACCUCUUCCUUAACUUACCUUGACGUGAUUGAGGGGACUCACAGUACCUCUUCCUUAACUUACCUUGACGUGAUUGAGGGGACGCACAGUACCUCUUCCUUAACUUACCUUGACGUGAUUGAUGGGCAUACGGACAAAAGAGCCAGGCUAACGGGUUCACAGACUGCAUGCAUGGUUGGAUGGUUUUAGCAUGGGGCAAGGGACUCAGCAAAGUAAAAAAAAAAAAAAAUAACUGCUACAAAAUCAUUAACAAAUUCUACUUCAUGCCCGACAUCAUUAGAGAAGGAGGGCUCUGUGAAGGGGAUCCUGAAGUGACUGGGUCAAAUCUGAAAGGAGGCUGAGUUGCAGACUACGUCCUUUUCACUGAGGAAAAUCACCAGGUUGGCAACUGGAAUGUACGCAUAAAAAUGGAGAUGGGGAAAGUUAUCAGGUGGCCGCCGCAGAGAUGAGACUUUACAGCAUAAGUAAGACUGGACAGAGUUGGAGAGCGUUGGUGGAGACAGCUAGAGACCGGAAAGCUGGGAAAGAAAUUGUUUAUGUCUCUCCUGGGGGUUGAAAACGCAAUGAAGAAGAGAAGCAGCUCACGUUACGACAUCAGAUAAAAUGAUCAAGACCAAGAUAAUUCCUUUAUUUGUCUAAACAUUAAGGAUAACGUACUUUAUUAAUAAAAUCCACAACUCUUAACUUGCAUGAGAUGGAUUUGUGUGAUGGAUAAUUUGUGUGGAUAAUUUGUGUGGAUAAUUUGUGUGGAUAAUUUGUGUGGAUAAUUUGUGUGGAUAAUUUGUGUGGAUAAUUUGUGUGGAUAAUUUGUGUGGAUAAUUUGUGUGGAUAAUUUGUGUGGCUAAUUUGCCGGUAAUGUAGAAAGUUGGGCUAGAGUUGAAUGUUCAAUAUGUGUUGGUUAACGAAUGCGUUUUAAACACGCCAGCGAGCGCAUUGUUCGGUUACAGUGCAGAUAAGAGCGGACUUUGGAAUCAUUUCAUAAACAUGUGUUAUCAUCGGAAAUACAUUACAGCGCCUUGUCUGAGUUUGACAUUGGCUUUUCCGCAUUGCUAAAUCACUCAUUAAAUACAACAGCAAAUUGUUUUAAACUUACGCCUAAAGUAGCGGUAGGUUUGAAGUUUAAGAGGAUAGAGCCCAAGGAUAGAGCCCAAGGAUAGAGCCCGAGGAUAGAGCUCAAGGAUAGAGCCCGAGGGGGGGCCGAGAAGGGGGGACCUCGAGGAGCGGGGAGGCCGAGGAGAGCACGAGGAUAGAGCCCGAGGAUAGAGCCCGAGGAUAGAGCCCAAGGAUAGAGCCCGAGGGGGAGCCCGAGGGUAGAGCCCAAGGGUAAAGCCCGAGGGUAGAGCCCGAGGGUAGAGUCUGAGGGUAGAGCCCGAGGAGAGCCCGAGGGUAGACCCCGAGGGUAGAGUCCGAGGAUAGAGUCCGAGGAUAGAGUCCGAGGAUAGAGUCCGAGGAUAGAGCCUGAGGAUAGAGCCCGAGGGUAGAGUCCGAGGAUAGAGCCCACGAUAUAUCAAACAUAUUAACCGGAUACUUGUUAACAAAUAGUUUAGUUGAAAUAUAUCAGCUUUACGGAUGAUAACAUUUUAUUAUGUGAGCAUUAAACACCACAACAUUCUAUCUGACUGAUUAGCUCUACAGACUAUAACAUUCUAUAACUGUGAACCUGAUCAGCUCUACAAAAUAUAAAAUUCUAUUUGAUCAGCUCUAAAAAAUAUAACAUUCUAUCAGAUCAGCUCUACAAGCUUAACAUUCUUUCUGAUCAGCUCUAAAAAAAUAUUACAUUCUAUCUGAUCAGCUCUACAGACUAUAACAUUCUCUAUGAUCAGCUCUACACUCUAUAACAUUCUAUCUGAUCAGCUCUACAGACUAUAAGAAACAAGAAAGAUGUUAGCAAAGAUAUCGCACUACUCCACUCUGAGUUGAAAGAUUCAGCCACUGAUGCUGAGGUGAGCAUUGUACAACUUACUUUGACUAGGAUGCGCUGAAGUACUACUUACUUUGACUGGAAUGAGCCAAAUAUAGCACUUACGUUGGCUAGGAUGAGCCCUUAAUUUGAAUAGGAUAAACCAAUUGUACUACUUACUUUGACAAGGAUGAGCCAAAUGUAACGCUUACUUUGACUGGGUUGAGCUAAAUGUACAACUUAAUUAGACUGGAAUGAGCUAAAUGUACAACUUAAUUAGACUGGAAUGGGCUAAAUGUACAACUUAAUUUGACUGGGAUGAGCUAAAUGUACAACUUAAUUAGACUGGAAUGAGCUAAAUGUACAACUUAAUUAGACUGGGAUGAGCUAAAUGUACAACUUAAUUAGACUGGGAUGAGCUAAAUGUACAACUUAAUUAGACUGGGAUGAGCUAAAUGUACAACUUAAUUAGACUGGGAUGAGCUAAACGCAACGCUUACUUAGAUCAAUGUUUUUGUUAAUGCAAUUAAGGAGGGCGUGGUUAAAUAAAUGGCUUUCAAUAACAUUUGAUGCCAGCUAUCAGUACAUAGUAGAUACUCUUUGAGAAUGAGACUUUCUGUUUGUUGAAUGAGAUUUUUUGUUUGUUGAACGAAACUUUCUGGUUGUUGAAUGAAACUAUCUGGUUGUUGAAUGAAACUUUCUGUUUGUCGAACAAACUAUUUGUCUUUGGUUUUUUUUCUUUCAAGAAAUCAAUCAGGAAGCCUAGAUAUAAAAUAAAUGAUAUGACGUGCAAAUAAGUGACGCCACUUCCCAUCAGUUUAAUUUAAUUGGUCCUUUAUAUACACGACUCUACAGUAAGUUUCAGUGAAGUUUUACAUUGAUUUACGAGACUCGAUCAAAUUAAUUUUUUUUUUUUUUAAAUUCACUCCAAGUCGUCACUUGAUCUCAGAAGUGUCUAGAAGUAAUAAAUAGAAGAUCAUUCAUUUCAUUAUUGUAUUCAUUAUUUACAGGUCUCCGUCUUACAACUGUUUAAAAGUAAAAUCCUGAGACGUCCAUUGAUCAUUGCCAUCGUGAUGGGCCUACAACAGAACUGGUGUGGACAGAACGGGGUGAGAUUAGUCACUUGAUUUUAAAACUUUACAUGGCAAAUAGUGGCGUCAAUAAGGGGUUGCGGGCCGCACUGGGUGGCACCCUCACAUGGGGUGACGCCCUAUGAAAAAUUUAAAAUUUGGCAGUGCUUGCUCGAGUCGGUUUCAUAAUAUAUUUUAGUUUACAAGAGCAGGGUGCCUCCAGACAGAGUGAUAUCUGUACACAGUGCCCAGGAGAAGAGUGGCAUAAGAACAGGUGCAACAAGAAGGUGGUGCCACAAGAAGGGGUGUCACAAGAACGUGGAGCAAUAAGAACGUCUAAUGCCUUUUCCCCAUAAGAUCAAGGGCUUAGCAGGUCAUCAUUUAGCAGGUCAUCAUUGAGCAGGUCAUCAUUUAGCAGGUCAUCAUUUAGCAGGUCAUCAUUUAGCAGGUCAUCAUUGAGCAGGUCAUCAUUUAGCAGGUCAUCAUUUAGCAGGUCAUCAUUGAGCAGGUCAUCAUUUAGCAGGUCAUCAUUGAGCAGGUCAUCAUUUAGCAGGUCAUCAUUUAGCAGGUCAUCAUUUAGCAGGUCAUCAUUUAGCAGGUCAUCAUUGAGCAGGUCAUCAUUUAACAGGUCAUCAUUUAGCAGGUCAUCAUUUAGCAGGUCAUCAUUGAGCAGGUCAUCAUUUAGCAGGUCAUCAUUUAGCAGGUCAUCAUUUAGCAGGUCAUCAUUUAGCAGGUCAUUAUUUAGCAGCUGUCAUCAUUUAGCAGGUCAUCAUUUAGCAGCUGUCAUCAUUUAGCAGGUCAUCAUUUAGCAGCUGUCACUACAGAAAACAAUAAGUACAAAAUGGUAUUUAAAUUCCCCUCACAUAUUGUAUGUUUAAAAUCAUGUUGGACAGCACACCUGACAGACUCCUAUCCUAUCAAACACUGACAGGCCUAUAAGGUGUGUUGAUAUGUGACAAUUCACGAUGGGAAAGUUGAAGUGAUCAAAGUGUUUCUAGGGUUCGUUUCCCCUUUUAAAAGGCAAAUUGAACAAGCUGAUGACCUUAAUUCUGACACUCUUAAAAAUAAAUGGAAGUGCUGGACUAGACAUGGUGAUGUGACGAGUGCUAUGAUGAACUAGACAUGAUGACGUGACGAGUGCUGUGAUGAACUAGACUAGAGACCGACCGAAUUUGGCUUCGGCUUCGGUUCCGGCCGAAAGACAAAAGUUAACUUUCGGUUUUUUUUCGGUUUCGGGCGAAAUUGACUUAGACUUUCGGCCAUCCGGCCGAAAGUGAGUGAGGUUUCGGUCAUCUAAUAUUCGGCGAAGGCGAUAUUUAACAACAAACUAAGCGGUAUUUAAGAACAAACUAAACGAUGUUUAAGAACAAAUUAAGCGGUCUUUAAGAACUAAUUAAGCGAUCUUUAAGAGCAAACUAAACGAUCUUUAAAACCACAUAAAGCGAUCUUUAAAAACAAAUAAAUUGAUCUUUAAGAACAAAUUAAGCGAUCUUUGAGAACAAACCAAACAAUAUUUAACAAUAAACUAAGCGACAUUUAAGAACAAACUAAACGAUCUUUAAAACAAACUAAGCGAUCUUUAAGAACAAUCUAAGGGAUCUUUAAUAACAAACUAAACGAUUUUUAAGAACGAACUAAGUAAUCUUUAAGAACAAAACAAAUGACCUUGAAUAGUAAACUUAAUUAUUUAUAAGAAUAAACUAAGCGAUCUUUAACAGAAAACUGAAUGUUCUUUAGGAACAAACAAAAGGUCUUUAAGAACAAAAUAAACGAUCCUAAAGAAAAAACUAUUGAUCUUUAAGAUCAAACUAAUCGAUCUUAAGGAACUAAAUCAAUUAACUUUAAGAACAAACUAAGCGAUCUUUGUGAAAAAACUAAGCGAUCUUCAACAACAAUUUAAGAAAUCUUUAAGAACAAACUAAACGUUUCUUAAUAACAAGCUAAAAGAUCUAUAAAAACAAACUAAAUGAUCUUUAAGAAAAAACUGAAUGAUCUUUAAGAACAACGAAGCGAUAUUUAAGAACAAAUUCAAUGAUCUUUAAGAACAAACUAAGCGAUCCUUAUGAACAAACUAAACGAUCUUUUAAUAACACAAACUAAGCGAUUUUUAAAAAAAAACUUAGCUAUCUUAAAAAACAAAAUGAUCGAUUUUGAACAACAAACUAAGCGAUCUUUAAGAACAACCUAAAUGAUCUUUAACAACAAACUAAGCGAUCUUUAAGAACAACCUAAAUGAUCUUUAACAACAAACUAAGCGAUCUUCAAGAACAACCUAAAUGAUCUUUAACAACAAACUAAGCGAUCUUUAAGAACAACCUAAAUGAUCUUUAACAACAAACUAAGUGAUCUUUAAGAACAACCUAAAUUAUCUUUAAGAACAAAUUAAGCGAUCUUUAAGAUUAAAUUGGCGAUCUUUUAGAACAAACGAAUCGAUCAUUAACCAUAAACUAAACGAUCUUUAAGAAGAACAAAUGGUUCGCAGGUCGCGAGUUUGAGAUCCCUAUUUUUGAUGCAUUUUUAUUAAUAUUCACGAUUAUCUCAUUUUUUAUGAAAAGAAUGUACAUAUUUAUACUUUCCCCCAUCAUUUUCAAAGUAUGCAGAAUGUAUACGGGAACGAAUUUCAAAAUAUCUAAAUUUUUCAUUUUCGGUUUCGGCUUCGGCCGAAAGUCAUUUUUAACUUUCGGCCUUUUUUCGGUUUCGGCUGAAAGUCAUUUUAAACUUUCGUCCUAUUUUCUGCUUCAGCCGAAAUCAGAAAAUCACUUUCAGUCGGUCUCUAAACUAGACAUAAUGAUGUGACGAGCUGAUAUUAAUAGACAUGAUGAUGUGACGAGUGCUCUGAUGGACUAGACAUGAUGAUGUGGUCUAGCUGAUAUUUAUGGACUGGACAUGAUGAUGUGCCGAGAUCAAGGUUAGGAUAAUGCUGCAACAAAAGAAAUUGCAUAAAAUCAUUUAUAAUGAUAUGAAGACCAUUCACAUAACUUUUGGGGUCAACACUUUUUUGCUGAAAAUCCAUCACAUUUUGUUUGGAAUGCUAUAGAGUAAUUAUUUCCUUAUCUCCUGUGAAAAGACUAUCAAGAACACGUUGGAGUGCUCAACAUGCGGCUGUGUUGUGGAAAAUGAAGCUCUAUUCGACCCUCUUGAAAAUGUGGACACACGAGGUGUAGAACAAAGUCCUGGACACAUGAGGUACAGAAUAAAGUCUUGGACACACGAGAUACAGCACAAAGUCAUGGACACACGAGGUUCAGUACAAGGUCUUGGACACAUGGGGUACAGCACAAAGUCUUAGACACCCGAGGUAAAGCACAAAGUCUUAGACACACGAGGUACAGCAAAAAGUCUUAGGAACAUGAGGUAAAUCACAAAGUCUUGGACACACGAGGUGCAUCACAAAGUCUUGGACACACAAGGUACAACACAAAUUCUUGGACACACGAGGUGCAGCACAACGACUUGGACACACGAGGUAAAGCACAAAGUCUUAGACACAAGAGGUACAGCAAAAAGUCUUAGGAACAUAAGGAACGGCACAAAGUCUUAGACACACGAGUUACAGCACAAAGUCUUAGGAACACGAGGUAAAGCACAAAGUCUUGGACAUACGAGGUACAGAACAACGUGUUUAGCGAAUUGUGCGAAGAAAAAAGAUGGCGAUGCUUUACGGAAGAUCAAGAGAUAUUGUGGAGAGUUCGGAUCACGACCGACUGAUCAAAGAGCCGGGCGCGUCAGAUCUCGCAGCAGGGUUACCGGCCAUCUGACCAGGGUAUUUCCCUGGGACGACUGGUUGGUACUGGGAGGCGCCGACGGAUCAAGGGGCGGGCGCGUCAGAUUACAGACCUGGGAAGGAACUCUAUGGACCAGGGACUUAUUAAUAGGGACCUCUGGACAGGACUAGGAGAACAGCGGACGGACAAAGAAGCGGACAUAGCAGAGAGAGCUCCGACGUUAGAAGAAGAGGGCAGUCAGAGUUGCGAGAUGAGAGAAAGUAUAAGCGAAGUGUCAGCCUAAUAAAGAACACGAUUUUAAUCAUUAAAUGUUAUCGCCUGAGUUGGUUCCUUAGUGAAUACCAGAUAUAGAUGAAGGUUAGCAGAGAGCAAGCAAGGUUUCCUUACAAUAUCAAGAAAGUAGCAGCUAUUUUUGAGGUCAUUCAAGCAACGAGUCUACUAUUGGCAACGGAAGAAAAGCUACAGGUGUCCUUUCCCUAACUGAACAUUUUCUAUGAUCAAUUAUCUGACAGUUAACUUUCAAUCGAAAUAUUAAGGCUGAGAAGGGACAUGAAAGCAACACAUAUUUUAAAACCUAUAAAGGAACAUCUACGAUCUACCAUGGAACAGUCCAAGCUUUAUGUUCUAGUGAUUUUAAAAAUUGAAAGUGAUGAGGUGAAGAAUGUUGAUUUUGAUGAAGUGAUUGAUACAUUUUCAUCUUUGAAGAACAGAACCCCCAACCUGUCGAUGCUCUUCUGGGUAAAUGGGUCCCAGACUGAAGAAGCGUAAUCUAAAAGCAGCGGACAAAGGCUUAUACACUGGAGUUGCCGAUCUUUAGAUUUUGCCUUAAGAACCCUGGUGUCUUGUUUGCCUGUUUGCACACAUUAACAUAUCACUGUAAAGUUUAAUGUUUCAAUAAAACGUACUUUUGUUUUAUUUUGUAAACCCUGUGUCCUAAAAUUCCAUGUUUUCUUCCCACGUCAUUUGGUGCUCUCGGAGUAAAUUAAAUAACAAUACUAGAAGCGAUUCUGCAUGAUCUUGUUCAUAAUUACUUGGUGCGGGCCCAGUUGGCGGGGGGGGGGGGGGGGGGGGGGGUUGACAGCAUGAGUUUACUGCCAGGGGGGACACCAACCCUUGUGACGCCUCUGCAUGCAAAUUUAGCCGCAUUCUUAUUAAAUUGUUCUUUUUUUAGUUAUGAUGUAGUUGUAAAUUCAAAUUACAUAAUUAAUUUAAAUAAAUAUAUUCACAAUGUCUUGUCUUAUUAACCAACCCUACAGAGGCGUAGCGAGGGUGUUUGGCGCCCGGGAACAAGAUUCGCACCCGGGGACAAAAUCCAUCUUUUUUUUCAACUCUCAAACCCAUAAUUUUUACAAAUAACAUAAUAUCAAAGCACAUUUUGGCGCCCCUAACUAGCUUGCCCCUGGGGACAUCUGCCCCCCUGCCCCAACUCGCUACGCCUCUGCAACCCUAGCCUUAAAGACAAACGUUACUCGUUUUUAAUCAUUCACUUUGAUUACAUACACAAUGAAAAAUAGUUUUUAUCAAUUACGUUAAAAAUUAUUUUUUUUAUAAUCUCGCCCCCCCCCUUUUUUUUUCCCCCGGAUAUUUUUUUCAUCAUUUAAAUUAAAAAACAACAACUACGACUUGUAAUUUUUCUUCUUUGAACCUUCUUUGAACCUUCAACAGAUCCUUUUUUUCUCAACACAACUCUUCAAAUCGACUGGCCUCAGCGAAAGAAACGCUAGGUACGCUACUUCCGGUACCGGAACUACUUUCUUCGUCUUCAAUCUGAUCGCGGUCCUCCUGUUGUCCAGAUUUGGGCGCAAGACUCUGUUUCAGUUCGGAGUCGUCGGAAUGGCCGUGUGCUCCGGCACGGUCGCACUGACGAUGGUGUUUCAAGUACGUCAUUCUACGUUUGUAUUUCAUGUCAUAUCUAUUUUAAACAGAACAUAAAUUGCUUAAGCCGGUUGGUCUUACCGGGGAACUGGACCCAGUCUAUUUUUACAGGGCAGAAUUUUAAGUUCGCUGUCUCUGCAUAAUAUUAGACACAAUCAUUUCUAUAAACAUGGGUGUGCGUGUCAGUGACGCCAGUGUAAGUGCGCAUGCGCAUUGCUCACCUGGCAGUUAACUAACUUAACAGGGAUGCGGGAGUCCAUGUGGACCAAAGAUAUCGCUCGUUCAUUGGUUCGAAAGUUAAAGUAAGGUCAACCAAAUCGGUCUGUCUCAUAGUCAACUGACAUUACAGUCUAUAUGUGGUAAGAAACACACAAGAAUUAGUCUGUAUCAUGGUAAACAAACAUAAAGUCUAUCUCAGGUCAACUAACAUACAAUUGUCAUAGAGUGUAUGUUGACCUACUUUUUAUUCACCACAUGCGGUGGGAUUCAACCUUACCUCCCCUCCCCUUUUUUGUUUUGUUUUUUUGAAGUCACCGAUUAAAGGUGUAGCAUUUCCCCACUCUCCCUUGAUUGGGAAAAGGUUGUUUACGUUCGAAUACGUUCUAAUUUGCUCUAAAGAAUGCUAUCACGUUACGCAAUGUCUAGAGUUUCAUUUCUGGAGGGUUCCAAAUAACUCCCCAUAAAUAAGCACACAUUUACGAGACGAAAUAUACAAACAAGAUUGUAUUCUUUAUGCGUGUGUGUAAAUUAAUAUUUGUAGCUUUCGAGGAUUGUACUCUUUCACUUGCUGUGCUGUUAAUAUGGUUUUUAUUUCUAUUUAAUUUUGUAUUCUUUAUACAACUCAAAUAGUAUAAUUAAAUGAAAUAUUGUUAGUAUCAUCAGCUUUGGUAUAGUUUUUCUUUGUAUACUGAUUUUCAGUCCUUUCAUACGUAUUGUUAAAAAAAAAAACGAGCCAAAUCAUAAAGCAAAUUAUAUUUACAAAAAACCAUACAAGGGUACGUAACACAAUCUAUCUCAGGUCAGAAUAUGGUUCAAGAUAAAGAAUCCCAUCAGGCCAGGAGAUGGAUAAUCUUUUCAGUGAACAUUGGAACUUAUACAUUAAAUAAGUUAUAUGUAUUUGUUUAGAAAUGCUACACUUUGGCUACAUCGCUGAUUUGACCAACAAUGUUUCAUUGCGUCAACAGGAGCAGGUGGAGGCACUGAAGUAUGUCAACAUCGUCGUGUCGCUCAUGAUCAUCGCCUUCUACUCCCUGGGGCCGAGUGAGUCAUUGGUUCAUUCACGUUAUAAGAAACAAUAUCUGACAAGGCCCUAACCCUCGUGGUGAUCAUAAUCACUCAUUGCUGCACAUAUCACUCACUGCUACUAAUAUCACUCACUGCUACACAUAUCACUCACUGCUACACAUAUCACUCACUGCUACACAUAUCACUCACUGCUACACAUAUCACUCAUUGCUACACAUAUCACUCACUGCUACACAUAUCACUCACUGCUACACAUAUCACUCACUGCUACACAUAUCACUCAUUGCUACACAUAUCACUCAUUGCUACACAUAUCACUCACUGCUACACAUAUCUGUCACUGCUACACAUAUCACUCACUGCUACACAUAUCACUCACUGCUACACAUAUCACUCACUGCUACACACAUCACUCACUGCGACACAUAUCACUCACUGCUACAAAUAUCACUCACUGCUACACAUAUCACUCAUUGCUACACACAUCACUCACUGCUACACAUAUCACUCAUUGCUACACACAUCACUCACUGCUACACACAUCACUAACUGCUACACAUAUCACUCACUGCUACACAUAUCACUCAUUGCUACACAUAUCACUAAUUGCUACACAUAUCACUCACUGCUACACAUAUCACUCAUUGCUACACAUAUCACUCAUUGCUACAUAUAUCACUCACUGCUACACAUAUCACUCAUUGCUACACACAUCGCUCACUGCUACACAUAUCACUCAUUGCUACACAUAUCACCCACUGCUACACAUAUCACUCACUGCUACACAUAUUACUCACUGCUACACAUAUCACUCAUUGCUACACACAUCACUCAUUGCUACACAUAUCACUCAUUGCUACACAUAUCCUUCAUGGUAUGCUAUUCACUCAUCGUAGCCACCAACAAAAGAGUGCUGGUGCCUGGGACAAAACUGCUGUCCAGGAACCCUACUUCCGAAAGAAUAUCUUUAUGAAAACUAUCCAUUCCAUACCUCAGAUCUAUCGGCAAGAUUUGUACUAGAUCCUUUGGCAAGAUCUAUACUAGGUCCAUUGGCAGAUCUGUACUUUAUCCUUUGACAAGAUCUGUGUUAGAUCUUUUAGCAAGAUCUGUACUCUGUACCAUCGGGGAGGUAUCUUCAAUUCGCCCACCUCCUCCCCACACCAGUAAACCACAUGAACCUACACGGCCUGCGCUAUCAUAUGAAGAACUCUAUUGUAAACCUUUAUAUUGUUCAGAUACAUCUAUAAGGUUAACAUGGGUAGUAUGUGCAAUUUUUUAAAAUGGCAGCAUCUUUAAUGUAAACUGACAAUUAUCUUUGUGUCUCCAGUUUGUGUGUUCUGGGUCAUGCUGAGUGAGUUGUUCCCCCACAGUGCCCGGGGAACUGGGUUCAGUAUCGCCAUCUUGUGUGCCAUGCUUGGUUUCUUCUCUCACUGUUAUAUUUUCCCGCUGCUAUUGGUAAGAACAAAUAAAUAAUAAUGAGAUGAAUGGUUGUGAGUUCAAUGGUAGUGAGAUGAGAUGAAUGGUAGUGAGAUGAGAUGAAUGGUAGUGAGAUGAGAUGAAUGGUAGUGAGGUGAAUGGUAGUGAGAUGAAUGCUAGUGAGAUGAGAUGAAUGGUAGUGAGAUGAGAUGAAUUUUAAUGAGAUGAGAUGAAUUUUAAUGAGAUGAGAUGAAUGGUAGUGAGAUGAAUGGUAGUGAGAUGAAUGGUAGUGAGAUGAAUGGUAGUGAGAUGAAUGGUAGUGAGAUGAAUGGUAGUGAGAUGAAUGGUAGUGAGAUGAAUGGUAGUGAGAUGAAUGGUAGUGAGAUGAAUGGUAGUGAGAUGAAUGGUAGUGAGAUGAAUGGUAGUGAGAUGAAUGGUAGUGAGAUGAAUGGUAGUGAGAUGAAUGGUAGUGAGAUGAAUGGUAGGUAUUAAGAGUAAAGAAAGUGUGUAUGUCAGUAUGCCACUUAGGAUCCGUGGAUUUGUAUGGAUGUCAGUCUGCCACUUAGGAUCUAUGGAUAUGUGUGGAUGUCAGUCUGGCAAUAAAGAUCUGGAAAAAAAAUUCUAAGGCUCAUCAUUACAUCAAACUGAAAUCUUUUCUUUCCUUUCCGCUAAUCCAGUCCAAGCUAGAUUCCUACACCUUCUUCGUCUUCUGUGGCAUAGACUUACUGAUGGCGAUAUUUGUGUAUUUCUACGUCCCUGAGACCAAGAAUAAAACUUUUGCGGAGAUCGCCAAGUCCUGGGCGCCCAUGGAAUCGUUCGACAACCCGUUAACACUGAGCACGAGCUACAACCAAGAGAUCAUAGUCAAAGGGACGGACUCGACAGUUUUUAGCGCUGACGAAACACAUGAAGAGAAUAAAAAGUUUUAGAAAGAU
Messenger RNA from Lymnaea stagnalis (great pond snail), 19464 nucleotides. NCBI's taxonomy places the organism in Eukaryota, Metazoa, Mollusca, Gastropoda, Lymnaeidae. The record is from the annotation of a GenBank genome assembly.